GGCAAGCAAGAUUUGCUGGGCGCUCUCUCGCUCGUAGACUCCAUCCGUACACAUUGUUGGCCACCAUGUGGAGGCUCAAGGUCGCCGAGGGGGACAGGGCAUCUCUGAAGACGUCCAACAACUUCCUCGGCCGGGCGGUCUGGGAGUUCGACCCCGACCUCGGCACGCCGGAGGAGCGCGCCGAGGUGGAGAGGGUGCGCCGGGAGUUCACCGAGCGCCGCUUCCAGAAGAGAGAGGCCUCCGACCUUCUCUUGCGCAUGCAGUAUGCAAAACAAAAACAUCUUCAGGUGGAUCCUCCACCCGCCAAGCUUGCAGAGAAUGUACAAGUCACAGAAGAGAUCAUACUAACAUCAUUGAGACGAGCUCUCGCUCAACAUUCUAGUCUGCAAGCAGAUGAUGGGCACUGGCCUGUAGAUUUCAGUGGCAUUUUGUUCAUUAUGCCUCUCUUGGUAUUUGCUCUAUAUAUCACUGGAUCACUCAAUACUGUCCUAUCGAAAGAACAUCGACGUGAGAUAUGUCGCUAUAUUUAUAACAUACAGAAUGCAGAUGGUGGUUGGGGUAAACAAGUGGUGGGACCGAGCACCAUGUUCGGCUCAUGCUUAAACUAUGUUACCUUAAGACUUCUUGGUGAGGAGAGCACACAUGACGCUUUGACCAAAGGACGCGAAUGGAUUUUAUCUCAUGGAAGUGCAGCUGCAAUACCACAAUGGGGAAAAAUAUGGCUCUCGAUGAUAGGCUUGUAUGAUUGGUCUGGAAAUAAUCCUAUAAUUCCUGAACUAUGGCUCGUCCCUCACUUCCUUCCAAUACAUCCAGGACGAUUUUGGGUCUUUACCCGCAUGGUUUAUUUGCCUAUGGCUUAUCUCUUUGGUAAGAAGUUUGUUGGACCAAUUACACCAACCAUAUUGGCAUUGAGAGAUGAGCUCUAUGGUGUACCAUACAAUGAGGUUGAUUGGAACAAAGCUCGUGAUAAUUGUGCUAAGGUGGACCUUAUCUAUCCACGGACAAUGGCACAAAAUCUUGUAUGGACUUGCCUUAAUAAAGUCGUGGAGCCAAUGCUGAAUUGCUGGCCAGUAAACAAGUUAAGACAUAUAACAUUGAAAAACAUCAUAAAGCAUAUCUACUAUGAAGAUGAAAUUAGUAAAUACAUAUGUGUAUGUCCAAUAAACAAGGCAUUAGAUAUGAUUUGUUGUUGGGCAGAAAAUCCAAAUUCAGAUGCAUUCAAGCAGCAUCUUCCAAGGAUAUAUGAUUUUUUAUGGCUUGCAGAAGAUGGAAUGAAGGCACAGGUGUAUGAUGGUUGUCCAGCCUGGGAGACCGCUUUCAUUGUCCAAGCCUAUUGCUCAACAGGUCUUGUUAAUGAGUUUAGUCCAACACUCCGUAAAGCUCAUGAAUUCAUUAAAUGUUCACAGAUCCGUGAAAAUCAUCCUGACUAUGAAGCUUACUACCGCCAUAGAUCCAAAGGUUCAUGGACUCUUUCAACAGCAGAUAAUGGGUGGAAUGUAUCUGAUUGUACUGCUGAAGCACUCAAGGCACUGUUAUUGCUAUCAAAGAUCUCUCCAGAUCUUGUUGGGGAUCCCAUAAAAGGAGAAAGUUUGUACGAUGCAGUGGAUUGCAUUCUCUCUUAUGUGAAUGAUGAUGGCACCUUUUCUACAUAUGAGCGUAAAAGAACCAGUCCUUUGUUGGAGGUUCUCAACCCUUCGGAGAGCUUUAUCAACAUUGUUGUCGACUAUCCAUCUGUUGAAUGCACUUCAUCAGUGCUCCAAGCUCUAAUUAUGUUCAAAGAGCUGGAUCCAGGAUACCGCAAAGAAGAGAUAGGAAAUUGCAUUAAAAGCACGUCCGAGUUUAUUGAGAAGGAACAACGGAAAGAUGGCUCCUGGUUUGGCAGUUGGGGUGUAUGUUUCACUUAUGGAAUAUUCUUUGCUGUAAAAGGAUUAACUGCUGCUGGAAGAACUUAUGAAAAUAGUUCCUCCAUCAGGAAAGCAUGCAGCUUUCUGUUGUCAAAGCAGCUACGUACAGGUGGAUGGGGUGAAACUUAUCUUUCUAGCGAAACUGAGUCGUACGUGGAGGCUAGUGGUCCUCAUGCAGUAAACACUGCUUGGGCAAUGUUGGCUUUAAUUUAUGGUGGGCAGGUGGAACGAGAUCCAACACCUCUAUAUCAUGCUGCAAAAGAAUUGAUCAAUAUGCAACUAGAGUCAGGCGACUUUCCCCAACAAGAACACGUUGGGUGCUUCAACAGUUCCCUAUACUUCAAUUACGGCAACUACCGGAACCUGUACCCGAUCUGGGCUCUUGGUGAAUUUCGCCAUCGGCUUCUUGCAAGAAAGAAUUGAAACCAAUAUUCUUGAAUCGUUACAUACUUACAUCCCUGCAACUAAGGGUAACUGAAUCUGCAAACAACAGUUGAAGCCGUGUAUAUCUUGCAUUUAUUCCAAAGGCAAGCAACUAAGAAACAAAAUCAGAUCCAUAGUAAAUGAAGUCUAGGAUCUGCAUAUACUUAACAAAGAAUCACAAAAUGUUUGGAAUUGCAGUUAUAUGUUAGUAACUGUGCUCUGUAUGGUUAUUUUCUGAUAGCGAAAAAUUGAUGUACAUCCUGCGUGAUAUGCCCUUCCCUAUCUGCAAAUAAAGCUGCCGUGCUUUCUCGUCUUUA
Molecule: messenger RNA, 2644 nt
Organism: Setaria italica (foxtail millet)
Lineage: Eukaryota; Viridiplantae; Streptophyta; Magnoliopsida; Poales; Poaceae
Product: achilleol B synthase
Exons: 18
Coding region: 66-2327 (753 amino acids)
Biological process (GO): triterpenoid biosynthetic process
Cellular component (GO): lipid droplet
Molecular function (GO): intramolecular transferase activity
Source: RefSeq, a predicted model, not a curated record